AUGACUGAACUUGCUCGCCGUCUCGGGUUUGAGUCCACGGAGAUCGAUGGGUUAAUUAAGAGUUCUCCCGAUCAUCAGAUCGCGCGGUCGGCUCUGUUGCAGGCCCGAAAACCAGAUCGGUAUCGAUAUGACCGCGAGCAGUUCGAUAUCCUGAUUACCCGGCCACCAGAUCUUCUCGCGGAUAGUAUUGUGAAGCCGCGGGUUCGUGCCGGGGUGCCACAGACACGCACCCAGAAGCAAGAUAACGGCUUACUCUUCCUAGAUUAUCUACACACAGAUGUUGAGGUUACCGACACCAUCACCAGCUUCUUCGUCCGCCGUUGUGUUUAUUUUGCAUUUUUCGGAAAGCCUGCACAGAAUGGACUGGCUCCUGAUGGAGACCUACUUAUGGGGGAUGUGCCUCAGUUGCCGCUAUUUGUCGAAGAGGACGAGCCAUCUGAUAGCCAUGUGCCGACCCUAGCUGCAGCUUCUUCAAGUGUGCCAACUCGAGAAAGACAAGAGGAGUUACGAGGGGAUGGAGCUCAACCGAGGGAGGCGCAAAGCAUGGCACCCCAGCAACUAUCGAGGAGCGAGAAUGAACAGGAAACCCCAGAUGAAGAUAUGUCAGACCAAAGCAGCCCUCGUGAUGAAAGCCUUUCUCUUAGGGAAUCGAAUAUCAAACUAGCGCCGAUCAACUUGGCAACGGCUCCUACAUAUGAUUCCAACAGCUCUACUGGUCCUGGCGAUACAGAUGCUAUCAGUGACUACAUGAGGAUCUCCAUUAAAGCAGAUAGACCUGAGCAAGAUCUGGACGAAGGACCUUUGAUCGUUGUGCAACAAGAUGCUCUCAAUGAUCAGAAGAUGGCUAAUAAUUCACUUCAGCUUACCUCCCCAGAGUCCGAGGCAGACCAUUCGUCAAAUUCCGAUGGCUCUCCCAGACAACCAGCGUUGGAUGCAUACCUUGCCAAUUACGGAGAGCCCAGGAAGAGCAGGAACUAUUAG
Penicillium taxi is the source of this 981-nucleotide messenger RNA. RefSeq lists its product as uncharacterized. The transcript is spliced from 3 exons. Bases 1 to 981 code for a protein of 326 amino acids. NCBI's taxonomy places the organism in Eukaryota, Fungi, Ascomycota, Eurotiomycetes, Eurotiales, Aspergillaceae. The record is from RefSeq and is a predicted model, not a curated record.